UAGGUGUGGCAUGGACAAGAGGUAGCAGACCUUUUUCCCUCCUUAGUGCUUGUUCUGCUAGGUAGGCGGUUCCCUUGGGCCAGCCGAAUAAUCAGUAACUGUCUGCAUGGGUACACUGCAGGCUGGUAGGAGUGGAUAGUUGCCAGUUUGCUUGGAGCAGAGUUGGUGCUGGCCAAGCUUCUUUAUAAAUGAGCCCCAAUGCUACCCAAAGGGAUGACCUGCAGGGGUAAAAGGGUAGUUUGCUCACAUACCUAUCUGAACCUGAACUUCUUGGCCAAGGCUGUCUGCAUGGAUGUCAAUCACGAGUGAUGUGUACACCUGGGCAUUGGAUUCAAGACUGAGGUAAAAGCAUCUUGACAACCAAUCAAGAAAGUGGAUUAUUUUUUAAACUAUGUGUGUGCGUCUGUAGAAAUGAUUUGUGGUUCAGUCCAGCUGGAGCUGACUGAAUGAAGCUAUGGGCUGUGCAUCAGCCAAGCAUGUUUCUACUGUUCAAAAUGAAGAGGAAGCUCAGAAGGGGAAGAACUACCAGAAUGGAGAUGUGUUCGGUGAUGAGUACAGGAUCAAACCAGUGGAAGAAGUCAAAUACAUGAAAAAUGGAGAAGAUGAUCAGAAAAUAGCAGCCAGGAAUCAAGAAAACUUGGAAAAAAGUGCCAGUUCAAAUGUAAGACUUAAGUCUAAUAAAGAGAUUCCAGGAUUAGUUCAUCAACCCCGAGCAAAAAGAUCUGCAGCUUCCCUGUUGAGCCAAGAUGGCCUCCCUGCCCCUGUGCCACCUUUUUUGCAUACAGCAUGCACAUCUCUGAAAGCCAACAGGAGUUCUUCAGAAUGCUGGAUGAGAAAAUUGAAAAGAACUCUUUGCAGACCUCUUAAUUAAGCCUCACAACAUCCCUGUGAAGUAACUGAGUAUUAUUACAUCCAUACCACAGAUGGAAACUGAAGUUUGUACAAAUUAAAUGACUGUAAAGUUCAUAGUGCAGGUUUAGAUGCAAAUUCAGAAGCAAUGGCAGAUUCAGAAGCAAAACCCAGAAGUCCUGUUUCUCAGUUCCUGCUUAUAUACACAAGUUGAUGUUUUCUUAAGCACUUAAGUUUCACAGUUUGGAAUAAGGUACACAAUAUAAUGGCAUCUUUCUACUUUCAAAAUCUAGCUGAGAUGGAAUAGAUUAUGCUUACAAAUUUAUGGAGACAAGAGGAUAAUAAAACAGCUCUACAAAUAUAAAUUCCAUUGACCUGUUGCUCUGUUGUUCCCCAUUUCUAAAAACAAAUUUAUUUGGCUGAUUGCAAAUUUUUACAGUUUCUGCCAGUGAUUAUGGCCCUUCUGAAAUCUGGCUAAAUGCCACACUGAACAGAUCACAGGUUUAUACAAGCCAGCAAAUUAAUCUCUGUGGGGAAGGGGGAGGGAGGCUUUUAUUUUGGUGAAGGAAAAACAUGCGGGGGGAACUGAAAUAUUUCAUUUUGUGCAAAUAGGCAUUACUGUAUAGUCAAAGACCUUUUAAAAAAAACCACUCAGAGCUGAGUGUUUUAAUUUCAAAGGAUGAAAAAAGGUCUAGCCUUAAUAUAAGCAGUUUAAAAAGCACCAUGUACUUUCCUAUACCCAAAUAAUUCCAUGGUGACAUUUCUAACGCUGUGUGGCUGCAUCUACGUAAGACACUAGCUGUGCAGUCAUUACUGUGCAUUCAUUUAGUACUGGUAUAGACAAAUCCUAAAUGACUUUGCAGUAACCCAAGUUACUGCGUAGUAGUGCUGAUGAAUGUGUUUUUUGUGAUGCUACCGAACAGUAGCCUAAUACUACUGGACAGUAGUGUAGUGUCACGGUUGUUGCCACAUAAUGCUAUUGUGCAGUAGUAUCAGGCUACUGUGCAGUCAGGGUCUCAUGUAGACAUGACCUGUUUCUUCUUUAGCUGGAGGAUUAUGUCCCUAAACCUAGCCUCAGAUUUUAGCUGUUUAAUGUUUUGGUUUGGGGUGCUGGCAGAGGAAGAGUUGCUGGUUACCCCCUUCUCUCCUUUCUGCUACAUUUGUCAGGUUGUUUUUAAGCCUUCCUCAGAAGCACUGGGUGUUGGCUGCAGCCAAGGUGUGGGAUUUUGACUGGCAUAGGCGGCGCGUGCCUCCUGAGGCUGGAGGGGGCACGGCAACCUCCUGCAGGCAGCAAUGCAAGCGUUGACAGUGAGGGCGGGCUGAGUGGGGACCAGUCCACAGGCAGCAGCAGGGGCGGGGGGGGAAUCCCCCCGCAGCCAGGCACCACCCCCAGAAGUGCACACCUGGAAGUGCCAGCAGCACUUCUUGGUGGGGGGGAGGCACCAGUGCUCCGCCUGCCCCCCCUGCCCUAAGCCGAGAGCGCUCGCUCUCAGGGGGUGCACGUGCACCCCCAUGCACCCCCUACACGUUGCCUAUGUGGACGGGGGGGUGUCAGAGCUCCUGCUGGGACUUAAAACCAGAGGCUCUUGGCUAGAGGUGCUUGCUCCUCUGCUCGGGGUUAGUCCAAUUGCUAUAUUCAGGUCAGAAAGAAAUUUUACCCCAUGGUCAGAUUGGUAUGGACUGUGGGGGUUUUUGCCUUCCUGUGUAGUGGGGGGGGUAGGGCCCUCUGCUGAGAUAUCUUGAAUAUAUAUUAACAACCUUUUUUAAGCAGGACAUUGGCUGCUAUGGUUCCCCUGCUUUAACUGCGGCAGGUUAGGGUGUUGGGUCUUGUGGGAGAGUUGAUGAAGAGUUUAGAUUAUGGAUAGGGAUGGUCCUGCCUCAGGAUGGGGGUUGGACUAGAUAACCGCUGGAGGGUUCCUUCAAGCCUUAUUUCUGUAUGAAAACUGUGAGAACUAGAUAACACCAGAGGGGCAGCAUCUGUGACUGGACUCUAUUUGCUGGAAAAGUUCUCCAAUUAAAGGAGUACUGUAAAUCCAUUGUAACCAUAUUUCCAUGUCAGCACUUCACCAGUUCCUGCAUAUUUACUUAAACCAGGAAUGAGGUUUUAUCUUAAUUUGUGACACCCCAACAUGAAUUUAAACUUAGACUUCCCUGUUCAUCAAAAUCGUAGUUGUCUUUCCUCCUGAUAAGCAUAACCCAAUUAAUAUUUAGGCACUUAUUUUUGUAUUUUAUUAUUCUUUGUAAUAAUAAAAUGUUAAUUAAACCAGACAUGCUGUAAUAAAGACAAUUUUAAAAGGUAUCUCUUUCCUAGAAAGCGGUCUCAUAAUGAAUUUGUU
This is a messenger RNA of Alligator sinensis (Chinese alligator), 3185 nucleotides long. It is a transcript of the gene CUNH1orf21, whose product is annotated as chromosome unknown C1orf21 homolog. Lineage: Eukaryota; Metazoa; Chordata; Crocodylia; Alligatoridae. The record is from RefSeq and is a predicted model, not a curated record. Bases 455 to 871 code for a protein of 138 amino acids. The transcript is spliced from 7 exons.